GGGUUUCGCCUCCCCCCAACAAAGAUAAAAGAGAACUUCCAAUCUUCGAUCCAAGAUAAUCCACGAUGGCGCCCGGCAUAUUAGUAUCGCCGGGGCCUGAAGUGCUUACCCUAAAGGCCGGUUCUUUGGCUCAGUUAACGCAGGAGUGGGAUGAUACUAUUCGCUUCUACCUGAACGGCACGAAAGUGACGCUAGAUUCCGUGGACCCAGAGCUCACACUCUUAGAAUACUUGAGGGGGAUAGGGUUGACAGGAACAAAACUCGGCUGUGCGGAGGGAGGCUGCGGCGCUUGCACCGUUGUGGUUUCGCAAGUGAAUCCUACGACGAAGAAGCUAUAUCAUGCGUCGGUGAAUGCUUGCCUUGCACCUGUCAUAAGCGUAGAUGGCAAACAUGUUAUCACAGUUGAAGGCAUCGGAAAUGUGAAGAACCCCCAUGCGGUUCAACAACGGAUUGCAGUUGGUAAUGGCAGCCAGUGUGGUUUCUGUACACCAGGCAUCGUGAUGAGCCUCUAUGCCCUUCUACGUAAUAACCCUGAACCGUCCGAGCAUGCCGUGGAAGAAGCGUUUGACGGGAAUUUGUGUCGUUGCACUGGAUACAGGCCUAUAUUGGAUGCUGCCCAGAGCUUCAAAACCAGCAUUGGUUGUGGGAAGUCCAUUACCAAUGGUGGUACUGGCUGUUGUAUGGACAAGCAGAAUGGUUCUGGAGGAUGCUGCAAAGAUUCAUCCGAAACGACGGUCACAGACGGCAAUGCUCCAAAGCUCACGGCACCUGAUUUCAUAAACUACAGGCCAGACACAGAAUUAAUUUUCCCACCAACCCUCCACAGGCAUAAGUACCAGCCCUUGGUUUUUGGCAAUAAGAAAAAAAAAUGGUACAGACCUGUUACUCUGCAACAGCUUUUGGAAAUCAAGCAUGUGCACCCGGACGCGAAGGUUAUCGGUGGCAGCACUGAAACUCAGAUUGAAACCAAGUUCAAAGCGAUGCGGUAUAGUGCCUCUGUUUACGUUGGUGAUAUUCCCGAACUUCGGCAAUUCUCGUUCCAAGAUGACCACUUAGAGGUCGGCGCUAAUGUCUCUUUGACUGAUUUGGAGUCAAUAUGCGAUCAAGCUCUGGAGAGAUAUGGACCUGUGCGGGGCCAGCCUUUUACUGCUAUCCAAAAACAGCUUCGCUAUUUUGCCGGGAGACAGAUCAGGAACGUGGCGUCCCCCGCCGGGAAUUUGGCUACUGCGUCCCCAAUCUCAGAUCUGAACCCAGUCUUCGUGGCAACAAACACCGUACUUGUUGCUAAGUUGCUAGGGGGGGAUAUUGAGAUCCCCAUGACUGAAUUCUUUAGGGGUUACAGGAAAACUACACUUCCACCAAAUGCUAUUAUUGGAAGUUUGCGCAUCCCUACUGCAUCAGAGAGCGGAGAGUAUCUGCGAGCUUACAAACAGUCCAAGAGAAAGGAUGAUGACAUCGCCAUCGUCAACGCUGCCUUGCGUGUAUCGCUUUCCCCAUCACAUGAUGUGACAAGCGUGAGCCUCGUCUUCGGAGGUAUGGCGCCAAUGACUGUGUCAGCACGAAAGGCAGAAGGUUUCCUAGUUGGCAAGAAAUUCACGCAUCCUGCAACCCUUGAGGGCGCCAUGAGUGCUUUAGAGCAAGACUUCAAUCUAAAUUACGGAGUGCCUGGUGGUAUGGCUAGCUAUCGUCGGUCUCUUGCCCUGGGAUUCUUCUACCGAUUCUAUCACGACGUCUUGUCGGGUACCGAGGUCAAGAGUACAGAUAUUGAUCACGAUGUGAUUGCUGAGAUUGAAAGGGCUAUCUCUUACGGGGAAAAGGACCAUGAAGCUUCAUCAGCAUAUCAACAGCGGAUAUUAGGGAAGGCUGGACCUCAUGUCUCAGCGUUGAAACAGGCCACUGGAGAAGCGCAAUAUACCGAUGAUAUACCCGUCCAACAGAACGAGAUGUUUGGGUGCAUGGUUCUUUCAACCAAGGCACAUGCCAAAAUAAUCAGUGUUGAUCCAUCUCCCGCUCUGGAUAUCCCUGGCGUUCAUGACUAUGUGGAUCACAGAGACCUCCCCAGUCCGGAGGCUAAUUGGUGGGGUGCUCCUGUGGCUGAUGAGGUAUUCUUUGCGGUAGACAAGGUUACGACUGCUGGACAGCCUAUUGGUAUGGUCCUCGCAAAAUCAGCCAAAAUCGCAGAAGAGGGUGCGAGGGCUGUUAAGAUCGAGUAUGAGGAAUUGCCGGCCAUUCUUACUAUCGAAGAGGCCAUUGAAGCCGAAUCAUUCUUCGGACAUGACCACUACAUAAAGAACGGUGAUCCGGAAUCUGCUUUCAAGCAGGCUGAUCAUGUUUUCAUCGGUGCGUCGAGAAUGGGAGGCCAAGAGCAUUUUUAUUUGGAAACCCAGGCUUGCGUUGCGAUUCCCAAACCUGAAGACGGGGAAAUGGAGAUUUGGAGCGGGACACAAAACCCUACCGAGACUCAAACAUAUGUCGCCCAGGUCACUGGCGUAGCAGCCAACAAAAUAGUGUCCAGAGUUAAACGCCUGGGCGGUGGAUUCGGUGGUAAAGAGACCCGGUCGGUCCAGUUAGCUUGCUUAUGUGCUACGGCUGCAGUAAAAACGAAACGACCCGUUCGAUGCAUGCUCAACCGCGAUGAAGAUAUUGCGACAUCUGGCCAGCGCCAUCCGUUUUACUGCCGUUGGAAGGUUGGUGUGACCAAGGAAGGGAAGCUCCUUGCCCUUGACGCUGAUGUCUAUGCCAACGGUGGUCAUACACAAGAUCUCUCUGCCGCUGUCGUGGACAGAAGUCUAUCACAUAUCGACGGGGUGUAUAAUAUCCCGAAUGUCUAUGUUCGCGGUCGUAUUUGCAAGACGAAUACAGUGUCAAACACCGCAUUCCGUGGCUUUGGUGGUCCACAGGGCCUGUUCUUUGCCGAAAGCUUCAUGUCGGAGAUUGCGGAUCACCUUGAUAUCCCAGUUGAAAAACUCCGAAUGGACAACAUGUAUAAAACUGGUGAUAAGACUCACUUCAACCAGGAGCUGAAAGAUUGGCACGUUCCCUUGAUGUAUAACCAAGUCUUGGAGGAAAGCUCGUAUGUUGAACGUCGCAGAGCCGUGGAAGAGUACAAUAAGAAGCACAAGUGGUCGAAACGUGGCAUGGCCAUCAUUCCGACAAAAUUCGGUAUCUCCUUUACGGCCUUGUUCCUGAAUCAAGCUGGGGCUCUCGUUCACAUCUACCAUGAUGGAAGCGUUCUUGUCGCCCAUGGCGGUGUUGAAAUGGGCCAGGGCCUGCAUACUAAAAUGACUAUGAUCGCAGCAGAGGCAUUAGGCAUUCCCCAGUCAGACGUGUUCAUAUCCGAGACAGCUACAAACACGGUCGCGAAUACCUCAGCCACAGCUGCGUCAGCCAGUUCCGACCUCAAUGGGUACGCCAUUUUCAAUGCCUGUGAGCAACUCAACGAGCGUCUUCAGCCUUAUCGGGAAAAGAUGCCGGGUGCCCCGCUGAAGGAACUCGCUCAUGCAGCUUACCUUGAUCGAGUCAACCUUUCGGCUCAGGGGUAUUAUCGUACUCCAGAUAUUGGCUAUGUCUGGGGUGAGAAUAGGGGUCAAAUGUUUUUCUACUUCACUCAGGGUGUGACAGCCGCCGAAGUUGAAAUCGAUACACUUACCGGUGAUUGGACUCCGCUACGUGCGGACGUCAAAAUGGAUGUCGGCCGCACCAUCAAUCCAUCUAUCGAUUAUGGACAGAUAGAGGGCGCCUUCAUCCAAGGUCAAGGACUCUUCACGACAGAAGAAAGUCUCUGGCACCGUGCCUCGGGCCAGGUUGUCACCAAGGGGCCUGGGAACUACAAGAUUCCCGGUUUCCGAGACAUCCCCCAGGUAUUCAACGUUAGUCUGCUCAAAGAUGUUGAAUGGGAAAACCUCCGUACAGUCCAACGCUCUCGUGGCGUUGGAGAACCGCCGCUGUUCAUGGGCAGUGCUGUGUUCUUUGCUAUUCGCGAUGCUUUGAAAGCGGCGCGGAAGCAGUACAACGUUCGUGAAGUCCUUAGCUUACGAAGUCCGGCUACUCCUGAACGGAUUCGGGUCAGUUGUGCUGAUCCAAUUAUCGAACGGGCAAGAGUAGUGCCUAAAGAGGGGGAGAAGAGCUUCUUCGUUGAAAUUUGAGCAUUGAUGGCAUCAAAUCAUUUGGCAUGAGAAUCUACGAAGUAAUGAUCAGGUUACUGAUUAGGAUUAGGAAUGGCGCCCUUGUCAAGAAUAUAUUUAAGGACUAUAUCGUCUAUUACGCAUAUAAUAUAGCAUUUUUUUGGUGAAACGUAUAAUAGUCCAGUACAGGGUGAUAAAACUUUCAACUAUCCGUGAAGCGAGAUAUCUGAGCUGUCCAUAGCUGUACGACCACUAAACCCUCAAAAAUACAGUAGAUCAAUGAUUUCCAUCUCCAUCGGUAUAUGGAGAAGUGGUAAAGCAUGCCAAGCACCGCGCAUCUAUAGGGUCUUAUCAAACAAGACAGAGGGAUGAAAAGAACAGACUCGAGUUAUUCGUGGAUAUACCCGUAUAUCCAAUGCGAAC
Molecule: messenger RNA, 4547 nt
Organism: Aspergillus alliaceus
Lineage: Eukaryota; Fungi; Ascomycota; Eurotiomycetes; Eurotiales; Aspergillaceae
Product: putative xanthine dehydrogenase HxA
Exons: 5
Coding region: 66-4145 (1359 amino acids)
Molecular function (GO): FAD binding; iron ion binding; 2 iron, 2 sulfur cluster binding
Source: RefSeq, a predicted model, not a curated record